Molecule: messenger RNA, 1737 nt
Organism: Myxocyprinus asiaticus (Chinese sucker)
Lineage: Eukaryota; Metazoa; Chordata; Actinopteri; Cypriniformes; Catostomidae
Gene: orai1a
Product: ORAI calcium release-activated calcium modulator 1a
Exons: 3
Coding region: 290-859 (189 amino acids)
Biological process (GO): store-operated calcium entry
Cellular component (GO): membrane
Molecular function (GO): store-operated calcium channel activity
Source: RefSeq, a predicted model, not a curated record
AUUGAAACAAGCGCAAUGAGUUCAAACGAGCACUCGCUUCAAGCUCUGUCAUGGAGAAAACUUUACUUGAGUCGAGCCAAACUCAAAGCGACCAGCCGAACGUCCGCCCUGCUCUCCGGCUUCGCUAUGAGAACAGAAAGGAUAUUAAAAGAGACAUUAUUCAGUGACAAAUGGGUCGUGUGGAUCUCUUUGGACACACAUUAUACGGAACAACUUCUACUCUCAACACACAGUGAAAGGAUCUCACUGCUGAAUACUUCACCACUAUACUACACAAUCACUGGUGGCAAUGGUAGAGGUCCAAUUGGAAGAAGAUCACAAGUACCCUCCUGGCUUAUUAAUUGCCUUCAGCGCCUGCACGACAGUGCUGGUAGCUGUCCAUCUCUUUGCCUUGAUGAUCAGCACCUGCAUUCUGCCCAACCUGGAGGCUGUCAGCAACGUCCACAACCUUAACUCCAUAAAAGAAUCACCACACGAGCGAAUGCAUCGCCACAUCGAGCUGGCCUGGGCCUUCUCUACCGUCAUUGGUACUCUCCUCUUCCUUGCAGAGGUGGUCCUUCUCUGCUGGGUGAAGUUCCUCCCUUUGAAGAAUAAAAAGCCAGAGCCUAAUGAACCCACAGAACCUCCAGGUAUCAGCCCAGGAGAAGCUGCUGCAAUCGCUUCCACCACCAUCAUGGUGCCCUUUGGCCUGGUGUUUAUUGUUUUCGCAGUGCAUUUCUACCGUUCACUGGUCAGCCACAAAACAGACCGGCAGUUCCAGGAGUUGGAGGCUCUGUCCAACAUCACACGGCUGCAGAACGAGCUGGAUCACAGGGGAGAUGCCUCCAAUAUGCAGUCUUCUUCAGCACAUUUUGCCUAAUGUAAGCACUUUUUAGAUGAGUCCUUGUUCUCACACUAAAUACUUCUCUAUGAUAAGGACUGUCAAACGGGAUUCUGCAAUACAAUACGAUAGUUUCACAAUAUUUUGGUCACAGCAUGAUACAUAAUUCAAUGUGUGUGUGUGUGUGUGUGUGUUUUUGUUUUGUUUCAGUAUAUCAAAUAUUUUUAUAUGUUGCAUCUUGCUCAAAUUUUUUAUUUGACUACAGCAAGAUCAUAGCUUGUUUUCUGCAAAGACUAAAGUGAACAUACAAGCUUGAUUUAAAAAAAUUUGUGCCACAAUGUUUUACAGUACUUUUAGAGCAAUUAACAUUGUUUUUGUUACAAAUGAUAAGGUCAGAGGCUUGAAAUGGAAGAAUAAUCAUAAUAAUGCUUGGCAUCAGUGUAUUGAUUCAGUUUCAUCAUGACAAAAGAAUGUUAUGUUAUACUGUAUAGAUCCUCCCACACUGCUUUUGACUGUCUAUUGUGGACUUACCCACAGAUGAUUCAUUUACUCUCAGUGCUUUUUAUAGGAUGCUUCCUACUGGAAAACAGAAAGUGUAUAUAACUGCAUUUUUCGGUCUUUUUCUUACAGAGUAGGUAGUUGGCUGAACAGUGCUGUCAGCAUAAUAGACAGAGCUGGUUGACUGAAUGUCUUAAUGUCAUUUAAUAAAUUGCACCUUCUUUCUUCAUUAUUAUAAUAUAAUUAUAAAACCCAAAUACGCAGUAAACAAAGCACAUUUUUCAGUAUUAUGUAAAUAAAUAGUUUAAUUAAAUUGUGUCCAAUAGAAAAACAUGAAAUGAGUCUAAAUAUAUUGUCCAAUGCUGAGAAAUUCAUUAAAAAAUUAGUUGAAAUUAGAGAUCGACUGAUAGUAGAUUUUU